This is a messenger RNA of Nycticebus coucang (slow loris), 2623 nucleotides long. RefSeq names its product putative selection and upkeep of intraepithelial T-cells protein 1 homolog. Gene Ontology annotation, molecular function: signaling receptor binding. The record is from RefSeq and is a predicted model, not a curated record. Gene Ontology annotation, biological process: regulation of cytokine production; T cell receptor signaling pathway. Gene Ontology annotation, cellular component: external side of plasma membrane. Bases 120 to 1223 code for a protein of 367 amino acids. The transcript has 9 exons. Lineage: Eukaryota; Metazoa; Chordata; Mammalia; Primates; Lorisidae.
GCUGCUAGUUUAGUUCUGUCCUCUUUUGUCACCACAUAGCAGCAUUGGUGAUGUUUCAAAAAAUGAAGGGAGCAAGGAUGUCUUGAAAUUUUGGAUUGACUAAGUGAUAUCCAGGUAUAAUGAAGGUCAUAUCUUGCUCUUUAUCUGGAUACCUUGUGACUAUUCUCUUACAGAUAACAGCACUCACCUCAGCACAAUUUGUAGUGCAUGGCACAGUGAAGCCUGUGGUGGCCACACCGGGUGAACAGGUUGACUUGCAUUGCCAGCUUUCUCCGCCACAGAAUGCCUCACUCAUGGAAGUGCGCUGGUUCCGAGACCGCUACACGCAGCCUGUGUACCUGUAUCAGGGAGGAAAAGACAUGUACAUAGAAAUCAUCAAAGAGUAUGUUGAACGAACAGAGUUUCUGAAACAGUCCAUUGAGGAGGGCAAAGUGACCCUAAGAAUCUACAAUAUUAGUCCUUCUGAUGCUGCGAAGUACCACUGUUUCUUUAAAAAUAGUGACUUUUAUGAAGAAGCCAUUAUGGAUCUAAAGGUGGCAGCUCUAGGUUUAGAGAUACAGAUUCAAGUAAAUAAUACAGACAGAAAGGAGAUAAUGUUGACGUGUAAGUCAGGAGGAUGGUUUCCCAAACCUCAGAUACAGUGGACGGAUAGCAACAGACAAAAAAUUCCACUUUCAUCAGAAUCCUACUCACAAGAUGAAUCCAAAUUAUUCCACAUAACCACUACUGUUAACCUUACUGACAGUUCCAAAGAAAGUGUUACCUGUCAUUUUCUGAAUCCAGUAACUGGCCAGGAGAAAUGGACAAGCAUUGAACUAUCAGAUACUUUGUUCCCAGAGGAAACCUGGUUUUCAAUUUUUUUGAUAAUCAUCUCCAUGCUACUACUUAUCAACUAUGUGUCAUGGUUCUAUUUAUCAAGACCGUGGAAUUCUUACAAAAUGUUUGUUUUAAUGAUCAUGGGUAUCGUGACUUUUAUGGUUACAAAUGUUACCUACCUGUCCUUCAUAAUGAAAGGUCCUGAUUUUCCAUCCAGCAAAGUUAUAAGGGAGGCUUGCUAUGUGGUCGGAUUUGCAAUGGCAAUGUUUGUCACCAUGGUUAUUUCUUUUCUAUAUCUCUUACUGAGAGAUCUUAUUGGUCAGCAUUCUGGGCGAAUUGUAAACAUUGAUUGCAUUUUCAUAAGGCUUCUAUCAAGAUGUUUUCCAGGACUGCCAUCUCAUCUGUAACUCAAGAGACCCUUCCAAAUUCCUUCAGGAAGAGAAUUGAGCCUUCAAGACCAAGAAGGUGAGACUACACAUCAAGAAUAGCUCAAUAAGAAACAACGUGGAUGGCCAGGUGCAGCAGCUCACACCUGUAAUCCUAGUACUUUGGGAGGCCAAGGCCAGUGGAUUGCUUGAGCUCAUGAGUUCGAGAGCAGCCUGAGCAAGGCAAAGAGCCAUUUCUUCUAAAAAUAGAAAAACUGAAGCCAGAGGAUCACUUGAUCCCAAGAGUUGGAGGUUGCUGUGAGCUAUGAUGAUGCCAUGGCACACUACUCAGGGCAACAGGUUGAGACUCUGUCAAAAAAAAAGAAAGAAAGAAAGAAAGAAAGAAAGAAAGGCUUCUGGACAACUAAGAGAAGGACAGUUACCACAUCUUCUUUUCAAGUGUAACACAUGGAACACUACACAAUUAAUUUUGGUUCAUUCAUAAUGGUUAGUAUCUCAUAAAGCAUGUAAAGCUUUGAUAUCUGUGCUCAUUAUGUCAUUAAAAACCAAACUGUAUGAAAUUACUAAAAUUGUAUACAUUACAAUAUAAAAGAUAUGCUGUAAUCAAAACAACAUAGAAAAGUUGACAUUAAUGUAUGGGAGAAGAUGUCAGGAAAGUAACACAAUAAAGAUUUGAUAGCAGUGUUAAUAUCAAAACGUUAAGGCAAUAUAAAAUAGCAAGAAUAUAAAAUAAAUAAGACCUUGAACAUACACUAAAAAAAGCUUCAGUAAUUAAGGUAAUUGACAGAAUUAAUAGCAGUAACUGAUAAAGCUCAGAAAUCUAUUCAUGCAUACGAACAAUUAGACUAUGAAUUUAAAUUACAAUAAACUAAUUAAAAUUUUAAUUUUAUACCUUCUCCCAAAUUGAGAUUGGACAUGAUUUUCAAAUGUUUGAAGAUAAUUUUUAAAUGUAAGCCAUGUACUAAAUCUUAGAUAAAUUCAAAAUAAAUGCUAAGAUACUAUACCAUAAGGUAUGACACGUGUCAAAAUGAAAUAAAAUGAGAAAUAUCCUUACUAUCAUUGCAACAUGUGUAAGUGCAUAUGGUGGUACUGACAAAAUACACCCUAUAUAUUUUUAUUUGGGGUAUACUAAUAAUUUAUAGACCAUAAAAUGAACUUCUUUAAAAUGUAUAAUCCAGUGAGGGUUCUUUAAAGUACAUUAGCAAAUUUGUACAACCAUCAUCACUAAUUCUACAAUAUUUUUGUCAUCUAUGCACAGAUAUGAUACCCAUUACAAGUCACUCCUGAUAGCCCUCUUUCCCCAACCACCUGGAAACCACUAAUCUCCUUUCUCUCUAUGGAUUUUCCUGUUUACGUUAUUUGAUAUAAAUAGAGUCAUACAAUAUGUGAGCUCUUGUGUCUGGAAUAAGCAUGUUUUCUUU